AUGAAAUUUGGGAAAUAUGACUCCUCUAGGGCGGCCGCGUCGGUGUCACAAUGUGCCUUUGAUCUUGGACUUUCUCUUGCAUUCCGAACGACCGAACUGACCCGCCUUCGGGAGCUGAACCGCCGGUACGUGAACAAGAUUCCCCCGCGAGGCUACUGGAACGCGCAGUUCGACGUCAAGCAGCUGAUGUUCAUGAGAUUCAACCUCACCGUUCCCCGCUCGGCGCACUUGGCCAUCUUCGGACGCCGCAACGUGGCUCCGUCUAUCACCCAGUACGACUUCGUAGAGUUCAUCAAGAGCGGUCGUCCGGGUCGUGCCAAGAGGGAGGCUGAUUGGGCCACCUCCGAAGAACCCGUGACGGAGGCGAUGGUCGUGACGUCACCGACCCCGAGCCUCCAGGACGUCAUCGAAGUCUACCCGUUCCUGCACGACCACCACCUCGACCUCAAGCUCGGCCUCCAAGACGCUCUCAAGGACGACCUCGACGACCUGGCCAAGACGGACGACGGAAGUGAGCCUGAAGAACGGGAGAACGAGGUGAUCGAGGAACCGCUGGCCUUGCCCUCUCUCUCUCGCCCUCGACGCUACAUCCACGACCACAGCGUCAACUUGAGCCUCGUGGAGUACCUGGACACUGGGACUUGGUACCUGGCUAUUUACAAUGACGGGAUCAGCGUGGCGGAGGUGGAGCUCUAUCUAGGCGAGGCUCCGGAGCUGCAGUCGGCGUGUCCCAACGACUGCAGCAGCCACGGGUCGUGCGUCCUGGGUCGUUGCGAGUGCGUCCAGGGCUGGAUCGGCGUCGACUGCUCCAAGA
This is a messenger RNA of Penaeus vannamei (Pacific white shrimp), 814 nucleotides long. NCBI's taxonomy places the organism in Eukaryota, Metazoa, Arthropoda, Malacostraca, Decapoda, Penaeidae. The record is from RefSeq and is a predicted model, not a curated record.